This is a messenger RNA of Haemonchus placei, 1224 nucleotides long. The record is from the annotation of a GenBank genome assembly. NCBI's taxonomy places the organism in Eukaryota, Metazoa, Nematoda, Chromadorea, Rhabditida, Trichostrongylidae.
AGAACUUGUUUACACUUCUGCGUUUAUGUCUUACUGCAAAAAGCAUAUCCAGCAUAUACUCAGAGGGUUUACAGAAAUAAUCGAUUGCCUUCUGGUGUGACCGAGUACAGAAUUCCCGUAGAGUUUAAGGACAAGCUAAAGACUGAAGGUCUGAAGGUAUUCCAAUCACUGAUGUUCUCGGCUGGUGACGCUUAUGAUCUCUGGUGGACAGGACAAGAAUUCAAAGACAUGCGUGUAGAGGCUUGUGCACAAAUGCUUGAACAUGAUCCAAAGGUCUUCGAAAGGUUUCGGAACGAGAAGUUCGACUUGGCAAUCGCUCAUUUCCAUGACCUUUGUCCUCUAGCGAUUGCACGAAAAAUAGGAAUAGAAAAAUCCAUUACUGCUUCAGGUGCGGUCGGUCAAAAUGAACCAGAUCUCUGGGACUUAUCGAAAAAUGUACCGGCUUUAUUGAUCAAUGGUGAACGUAUGUUGGACUUUCCACGGCCGCUUCCGAUUCAUAUCAGCUUCUCCGGAGAACUGGGAUUGAAAAAGCCUGCAAAGAAGGUGGAUUUCGAUGAUAAUCUUCAGACGAUUCUUCAGAAACCGUCCGAGGGCUUGAUUGUGUUCUCUCUCGGCACCGUCUCCAACACCACAAAUAUGCCUCAGCAAAUGAUUAAAUCGUUUGUUGGAGCGUUUGCUAUGUUGAGCGAUUAUACCAUCCUGUGGCGUAUGGAGGGUAAGGUAGACGAAGCGAUCCCACUAAAACACGUUCACCUGCUCAAAUGGUUACCACAAAAGGAUAUUAUGAAAUUACCCAACAUGAAGCUGUUGAUAGCUCAUGGUGGAUACAACUCGUUCCUAGAAACAGCACAGGCAGGAGUUCCAGCAGUGUUGAUGCCUCUUUUUGCCGAUCAAAAGAUUAACGCUAUGCGAGCACAACGAUUCGGUAUCGCCAGGGUAUUGGACAAGCUGAAUCUUACACCAGAAAUCGUUUACGAAGCUAUAACUGAUGUACUUGGAAAUGAGACAUAUACAACUCGGGCACGAAAACUUUCCAUGAUGCUGACAGACAAGCCAACAGAUCGGCCCUACUCUUCACUGAAUUAUAUCUUGAAACUGGCUACCAGUAAUGCCAAAUACUUCACACUUCGAGCCGCUCAGCACUUGUCUUUCUAUGCAUUCUACAGCUUGGAUCUCAUUGCCAUCCUUGGCGCCGUUGUUAUUGUGUUAUCAAUGAAUAUUUAA